This is a messenger RNA of Homo sapiens (human), 1892 nucleotides long. RefSeq names its product G kinase anchoring protein 1 (gene GKAP1). Gene Ontology annotation, cellular component: Golgi apparatus. Bases 520 to 1620 code for a protein of 366 amino acids. The transcript has 14 exons. The record is from RefSeq and is a predicted model, not a curated record. Lineage: Eukaryota; Metazoa; Chordata; Mammalia; Primates; Hominidae. Gene Ontology annotation, biological process: receptor guanylyl cyclase signaling pathway; positive regulation of insulin receptor signaling pathway; signal transduction.
GCGCUCUCCCCGCCCCUCACCGCAGCCUGCAGCCGCGCUCACCUCCGCGGUCCGCCCCGGCGCCCCGGGACCCGUUAGUGCCCAGCCUGUGGGCCGACCGCGACCCCCGCCCGGCGCGAGCCUGCCCCCAGCUCUGCCGACACUUGACCCAGACCAGUCCCAACGCCCAGUGCGGCCGCCCGGGGAGCCGCGGGAGAGGCGGCGGCGGGGGGAGGAGGGAGAGGAGGGCCGAGCCGGCGGCACGGGAGGCCCGGUUUUGAAGCCGCUUCUCUGCCCGAGUUAGGUUUCGCCCAGCGCAAUUUCUUUCUCUAUGUACUUUGCGAAUAAGUUUCGGAGCAUCGGUUAACAGCCUAUGGGUGAAAUUUGGCUUUCAUUCAUGAAUGAGACGGUGUUUCGCCUUGUUGGCCAGGCUGGUCUGGAACUCCUGACCUCGUGAUCUGCCCACCUCUGCCUCCCAAAGUGCUGGGAUUACAAGUAAAUUAUUCUUGACAGAAGUAUUUUAAAAGAAAAAUCUUUACGAUGGCCUCAGCAGUACUUAGUUCUGUUCCCACCACCGCUUCUCGUUUUGCCCUGUUACAAGUGGAUAGUGGCAGUGGCUCUGAUUCUGAACCUGGAAAAGGUAAAGGUCGAAAUACUGGAAAGUCUCAAACUUUAGGAAGCAAGUCAACUACAAAUGAGAAAAAAAGAGAGAAAAGAAGAAAAAAGAAGGAACAGCAACAGAGUGAAGCAAAUGAGCUCAGGAAUCUUGCUUUUAAGAAAAUUCCCCAGAAAUCCUCCCAUGCUGUUUGUAACGCUCAACAUGAUCUUCCAUUGUCAAACCCAGUACAGAAGGAUUCACGAGAAGAAAAUUGGCAAGAGUGGAGACAAAGAGAUGAGCAGCUGACAUCUGAAAUGUUUGAAGCAGAUCUUGAGAAGGCAUUGUUACUAAGUAAACUAGAAUAUGAAGAGCACAAAAAGGAGUAUGAAGAUGCUGAAAAUACUUCAACUCAGUCCAAAGUUAUGAAUAAAAAAGAUAAAAGAAAGAAUCAUCAGGGAAAAGACAGACCUCUCACAGUAUCACUAAAAGAUUUUCAUUCGGAAGAUCACAUUAGUAAAAAGACUGAGGAAUUGAGUUCUUCUCAGACUUUAUCACAUGAUGGAGGAUUCUUCAAUAGACUGGAAGAUGAUGUUCAUAAAAUUCUUAUUAGAGAAAAACGAAGAGAACAGCUUACAGAAUAUAAUGGAACAGAUAAUUGUACAGCUCAUGAACACAACCAGGAAGUGGUUCUGAAAGAUGGAAGAAUUGAAAGACUAAAGUUAGAGCUUGAAAGGAAAGAUGCUGAAAUCCAGAAGCUGAAAAAUGUAAUCACUCAAUGGGAGGCAAAGUAUAAGGAAGUAAAGGCAAGAAAUGCACAAUUAUUGAAAAUGCUUCAGGAAGGUGAAAUGAAAGAUAAGGCAGAAAUACUUCUGCAAGUUGAUGAAUCACAAAGUAUCAAGAAUGAGCUCACUAUUCAGGUGACUUCACUUCAUGCUGCAUUAGAACAAGAAAGAUCUAAAGUGAAAGUAUUACAAGCAGAGUUAGCCAAAUACCAGGGUGGCAGAAAAGGGAAAAGAAACUCUGAAUCCGACCAGUGUAGGUGAUUACAUUAGCCUUUGAAGUCAACACAAAGUUUAAAACUUCCAGGAUUUUGCAAAGUUGUAUAUAUUUAAUGCUGUGCAACUGCUAAACUAUGCAGUUUUUCUUGAAGGAACUAAAAGCAACUAGCUCCCUAAUGGUCUAUAAUUUUAUUUCUUUUGGCUUAAAGUGAAAAAGAAGAAAUAGAGAAUUCCAGCAGAAUUCAGUGGUUGUCUACUAUCCAUACUUCUUAUCACUUUAGUUUUUCAUCAGUCAAUAAAAUUAAUUUACUCUUCCA